Messenger RNA from Cyclopterus lumpus (lumpfish), 2140 nucleotides. It is a transcript of the gene plekhd1, whose product is annotated as pleckstrin homology domain containing, family D (with coiled-coil domains) member 1. NCBI's taxonomy places the organism in Eukaryota, Metazoa, Chordata, Actinopteri, Perciformes, Cyclopteridae. Bases 1 to 1575 code for a protein of 524 amino acids. The record is from RefSeq and is a predicted model, not a curated record. The transcript has 13 exons.
AUGUUCUCGUCCUCGUCCAGAAACUCUCUGUUCUCGCCCUGGAUGUCCAUGGAGCAGUCUGACUCUGAAGCGCUGGACAUCAGCACCAAGGUGCAGCUGCACGGGGUGCUGUGGAAGAGGCCCUUCGGACGGCCGUCGGCCAAGUGGUCCCGCAGAUUCUUCAUCAUCAAAGACAGCUUCUUGCUCUACUAUGCGGAGAGCGAGAGGAGGAACUUUGAGACCAACAGGUUCUUCAACAUCCACCCCAAGGGGGUCAUCCCUCUGGGAGGAUGUGUGGUGUCAACCAAUGAAAACAUGGGCAUGCCCUUCGCCAUCGUGGUCAACCUGGAAGACUUCACUGGCACCAUCGUGUUGGCCGCUGAGUCCGGGGAGGAGCAGGUCCAGUGGAUGGAGAUGCUGCAGGAGUCGGGGAAAGUCACGUGGAAGAACGCCCAGCUGGGGGAGGCCAUGAUCGACAGUCUGGGGGCUCAGGGGCUGCAGCUGGCCAAGGAGAAGCAGGAGUAUCUGGAUAAACUGAUGGAAGAGACUGAGGAGCUCAGUCAUCAGAGGGCACAGAGAGAGGAGCUGGAGCGUCUGAACCGGGUUCUGGAGGAGGAGAAGGUGAAGUUUGAGGAGGUGGUGGUGGAGCUGAAGGCGGAGCAGGAGCAUAUCAAAGAAGACCUGGACGACACGGCUCACUCCCUGAAAGGUGUCGAGAGUGAGAAGGAAGAGCUGAGCAAUCUGACCAUCCUGCUGCAGAAAUCCAUCGAGGAGCUCUCUCAGGAGAAACGGAGAACUCUGGAGCUGCUGGGGGUGAAGGAGCACAAGGAGCACAAGGAACACAAGGAGCAGCAGGAGGUGGCGGAGGCGGAGGAGGCGGCGGGGGGCGAGAGCUCAGCCUGCAGGGAGCCUGAGGAGGCCGAGGAUCCUGGAGAAGUGGACCUGCUGCAGGACCUGAAACACAUCGAGGAGCAAAUGAAGAUCCUGCUGAAGGAGAAGGAGCAAGCUGACGACAAGCUCCGGGAGAACGACCAGCGGGCUCAAGUCCUGCAGCAGGAGAGGGAGUACUACUCCUCUCAGGCUCGGACGCUGCAGCAGUCGCUCUCUCAGCUCACUGUGGACAAGCUGCAGACCGAGGCCGAGCUCAAGGCGGAGAUAGAGUCUCGGGUGGAGCUGGAGAAGAGACUGAAUCAGGCUGAACAGGCUCUGCAGGACCUGGAGAAAGGGCUGGACUCCCUGGAGCGAACCAAGGAGACCGACGAGAAGAUGAAGGGCGGCGUGACUCAGCUGAGGAGAUUCUUCGAGGAGUGUAUCUGUGCAGCGGAGAUUGAGGCGAAGCUUCCAUCGAUAAUGAAGAACGCCGUGUAUCUGCACAAAGCCGCCGCCCGCAGGAUCAAGAGCUGCCGGGUCCAGAGGACAGUCUCCAGACGCCACUGGUUGAAGCACUCAAAGUCUUUCGCCGUCGCCGCGGCUGAAGGCGGCAGCAUGGAGGAGCUGCGGGAAACGGCCCGCCGCCUGACCUCCGACAGCGGCUUCAGAGAGAGCGUGUACGAGAUCAUCGCUCGCAAGGACGCCACGAACAAAACGGAGGACUGAGAGGAGAGAUGUCAAGGGGGAGGAAUGGUCCUUAGCUUUAUUUACUUACAGUCAUCCUGAGAUACACACACACCUGUUAAAUGCCCCCUACGGUUAACAGCCGGGAACUAUGGAGCCAAAAUAACUCAAUUCAGGAACUGAAAGUCUGUUUUUAUUGAACCUGAAGAAUACAUAGACCAGAUUUGAUUUAGCGAAAGAGUAAUACGUGUAAACUAUAUGAAUGUUAGGAACGGCUGUCGUCUUAUUGAGGAUCAUUUGUGAUGUCACCAUAUUUAACAGAUAGCACACGAUGCAAAUCCAUCUUGUAAAAUUGUAUUUAUUCUCCUGGUUUUGAUUGUAUGCACAGAUUGUGUCCUUUACAGUAACGAGACGCUUUUUGGAAAAACGAAAAGUAAAGCGACUCAUUGUAUUUCACUGACAUAAGCUUUUUAGGAUAAUGUACAAAUUAUAACCCAUAACACCAAAAAAUGAUACAGAAAAGAAACCCACGUGUCGUGGUGAGGUGAGAGGGUUCAUAGGGACUGAACAACACGCCUUGAUGCUAAUAAAGCUGCUUUUGAACCUU